CGCAGUCGCUGGCGGCUCCUCCUCCCCACCGCCCGGUGGCGCUGCGCCUGGAGCGGGGCGGAGUGGGUAGGGAGGAGGAGGAGGAGGGGGGCGAUGUUUCCUAUUUCUGGGCCCAGCGCCUGAGUCGCAGGCCGAAGAAGUACCAUGGCUGAUUCUUGCUUCCAGUCUGACCCGGAUUUCUGCCCUGAGUGCGGAACGAUCCUGCCACUGCCUGGCCUUGAGGAGUACGUCGUUUGUCGCAAGUGUGAUUUCCAAAUCAGUAUUCACAUGUUUGAAGGAACUGAGGUCUGCUCGGAGAUGGUGUUUAACAAUCCAGAAGUUAUGCAGUUAAACAUGGCAGCUGCAGUUGAGGAAGGAGAACUGAAAGGACCUGUGGUGGACCGGAAGUGCUCACGCUGUGGACACGACGGGAUGGUGUAUCACACACGGCAGACCCGCUCAGCAGAUGAAGGACAGACUGUGUUCUACACGUGCAUGAAUUGCAGGUACCAAGAAAAGGAGGACUCCUAAUCGCAGGAGAGCUCAAAGUGUGUGGCAGGAGCUUGGACUGGUUUAAAGGAGCUGGUUUGAUGGUGCCUCGCCCCAGCAUGAAGCCUCUGAGACUGACUGUUAGAUGGGACAUGGUGGCAGCUGGGCUGUGAGUGCGGUCGGAAUGUGCAUUACUUCUUGCAACUAAUGGGCCGAUUGCAGGGCGAGGGCUCUCUCUCUCUUUCUCCACCCCACCACCCCCAGCCCUGUACGAUAUUCAGUUGCAGAUUAUGUAAAUAAACGAACCAAAUUCA
Messenger RNA from Carcharodon carcharias (great white shark), 782 nucleotides. RefSeq names its product RNA polymerase I subunit H (gene polr1h). Gene Ontology annotation, cellular component: RNA polymerase I complex. The transcript is spliced from 5 exons. Gene Ontology annotation, biological process: DNA-templated transcription; termination of RNA polymerase I transcription. NCBI's taxonomy places the organism in Eukaryota, Metazoa, Chordata, Chondrichthyes, Lamniformes, Lamnidae. Bases 145 to 510 code for a protein of 121 amino acids. The record is from RefSeq and is a predicted model, not a curated record. Gene Ontology annotation, molecular function: nucleic acid binding; zinc ion binding; DNA-directed RNA polymerase activity.